AUGGCGGCGCGGGCGGCGCUGUGCGCGGCGGGGUUGGCGCUGUCGCUGUACGCGGUUCAUGUGGAGCGGGAGGCCGCGCGGGACCCCUCGUACCGCGCCGCCUGCGACCUGGCGCCCGCCGUGUCCUGCACCAGGGUCUUCGGCUCCCGGUGGGGGCGUGGCCUGGGCCUGGUGGAGCCGCUGCUGGGCCGGGACAGCCCCUUGAACGUCCCCAACGGGGCCCUGGGGGUCCUGUUCUACCUCCUGCAGGCACUGCUCGGUGCCGUGGGGGGCCGUGGGGCAUCGACCGCGCUGGUGGCGACGUCGGCGGCGUCGGUGGCGGCGUCGCUGUGGCUGGGGGGGGUCCUGCUCUGGGGCCUGGGGGAUCUGUGCCUGGUGUGCCUGAGCACCUACCUGAUCAACCUGCUGCUGCUGCUGAUCAACCUGCGCCCUGCAGGGGGGUGGCGAGACCCAAAACAGCCUGAGGGACCCCAGAAACCUGCAGGAGACAUCAGAAAACCUGAGAGAGACCCCCAAAAACCGCCUGAGGGACCCAAAAAAACCUGAGAGAGACCCCGAAAAACCUGAGAGAGACCCCAAAAAACCUGAGAGAGACCCCCAAAACCGCCUGAGGGACCCCAAAAAACCUGAGAGAGACCCUCAAAACCGCCUGAGGGACCCCAAACACCUGAGAGAGGCACCGAAAAACCUGAGAGAGGCACCAAAAACCGCGUGAGGGACCCCAAACACCUGAGAGAGACACCAAAAAACCUGAGAGAGGCACCAAAAACCGCCUGAGAGACCCCCAAAACCGCCUGAGGGACCCCAAAAAACCUGAGAGAGACCCCAAAACCACCUGAGGGACCCCAAAAAACCUGAGAGAGGCACCAAAAACCGCGUGAGGGACCCCAAAACCUGCAGGAGACACCAAAAAACCUGAGAGAGGCACCCAAAAAACCUGCAGGAGACACCAAAAACCUGGGAGAGACCCCCAAAACCGCCUGAGGGACCUGCAAAGCCUGAGAGAGACCCCAAAAAACCUGCAGGAGACCCCAAAAAACCUGCAAAAGA
Myiozetetes cayanensis is the source of this 1050-nucleotide messenger RNA. RefSeq names its product vitamin K epoxide reductase complex subunit 1-like. Bases 1 to 546 code for a protein of 181 amino acids. The record is from RefSeq and is a predicted model, not a curated record. Gene Ontology annotation, molecular function: vitamin-K-epoxide reductase (warfarin-sensitive) activity. Gene Ontology annotation, biological process: peptidyl-glutamic acid carboxylation; vitamin K metabolic process. Lineage: Eukaryota; Metazoa; Chordata; Aves; Passeriformes; Tyrannidae. The transcript is spliced from 3 exons.